Lottia gigantea (owl limpet) is the source of this 333-nucleotide messenger RNA. RefSeq lists its product as hypothetical. The record is from RefSeq and is a predicted model, not a curated record. Gene Ontology annotation, biological process: maturation of LSU-rRNA from tricistronic rRNA transcript (SSU-rRNA, 5.8S rRNA, LSU-rRNA). Gene Ontology annotation, cellular component: nucleolus. Gene Ontology annotation, molecular function: RNA binding. The transcript has 3 exons. The annotation marks the transcript as partial. Lineage: Eukaryota; Metazoa; Mollusca; Gastropoda; Lottiidae.
GGAGUUAUAUUUGUUGGGCACAUUCCACAUGGAUUCUAUGAAACAGAAAUGAGAAGUUUUUUCUCACAAUUUGGAAAGGUUACAAGAGUAAGGCUGUCAAGAAGUAAGAAGACAGGAAAUUCUAAAGGAUAUGCCUAUGUUGAGUUUGAAGAUGUUGAUGUUGCUGAAAUUGCUGCUGAGACGAUGAACAAUUAUCUGAUGUUUGAAAGACUUCUGAAAUGUGAAUUGUUGCCUUCUGAUAAAUUACAUCCAGCCUUAUUUCAUGGUUCACACAGAAGUUUUUCUAAACCUAAAGCUUCAUCAUUAUCCAUUGAUCGACAUAAUUCAGUGAAA